GGCGGCGGGGCGGCGGGAGCCGGACCACAACACCGUCCGGGCGGCUGAGGCGCUGAGGCGGCGCGGCGAGCCCAGGGCCCGGCCUCCCCGCGGCCGCCCGGCCGGGCCUCGGCAGCGCCAUGUCGGUGAACAUGGAGGAGCUGCGGCACCAGGUCAUGAUCAACCAGUUCGUGCUGGCGGCGGGCUGCGCGGCCGACCAGGCGAAGCAGCUGCUGCAGGCGGCGCACUGGCAGUUCGAGACCGCGCUGAGCGCCUUCUUCCAAGAAUCCAACAUUCCCAGCAGCCACCACCACCACCAGAUGAUGUGCACGCCCAGCAACACGCCUGCCACGCCGCCCAACUUCCCUGAUGCGCUGGCCAUGUUCUCCAAGCUCCGCGCCUCCGACAGCCUGCAGAGCGGCAACAGCCCCAUGACGGCCGUGGCCUGCUCCCCCCCUGCCAACUUCAGCCCCUUCUGGGCCUCCUCCCCGCCCAGCCACCAGGCGCCCUGGAUCCCGCCUUCCUCCCCUACCACCUUCCACCACCUGCACUGCCCACAGCCCACGUGGCCCCCUGGAGCCCAGCAGGGGGCUCCCCAGCAGAAAGCCGUGGCGGCCAUGGACGGCCAGAGAUGAGACUGGAAGCCGGGCGCCGGGCUGAAGCUGGGGGCAGCCCACGGUUGUGGGGACAUAGGAGGGCCAGGGCGGGGGGCGCUGGGAGGGCGGGGUUUCCUGAAGAUCGCACUGGAAGAUUUUAUAAAAGGAUUUUUGUGGGGGGGGGGACAGUAAACUUCCUGGGCCACUUGGGUCCUCCAGGAGUUUUUCUUCAGGAAAGCUUUUUUCUUUUUAAUCUAGAACUCUAAUAUAUAUGGAUAUAUAAAUGUAACUAAUGUUUGUGAGAGUGGGUGUGCACUCAGGUGGGGGGCUGCAGGGACCUCGGGGCGCCGCCACGGCUGCAGGGGGGCCUCUGGCUGUGCCCAGGAGUCCUCCCCGUCUCCUCCCCACCCUGGCUGCUGGCCAGGGCCCCUCACGGCUCUGUUGUCACCCAUCUCCCGCUGGGCGUGCAGGGUUUCAGGACUGCAGAGCUGGCUUGGGUCAGAAGGCGCACUCCGUGUGACUGCCCCACCCCUCCCUGUCCCUGGGCCACCUGCAUGUCCAGGGAUAGGGGGAUAGGCCCAGCACCGAGCUCGCCUUUGAAUCUCAUCUCAGCAGGGUGCAAUUUUAAUUUAAAAACUUAAAAAAGAGACUUUUGUAACUU
Messenger RNA from Lepus europaeus (European hare), 1236 nucleotides. RefSeq names its product UBA like domain containing 2 (gene UBALD2). The coding region runs from base 120 to 614 and encodes 164 amino acids. The record is from RefSeq and is a predicted model, not a curated record. The transcript has 3 exons. NCBI's taxonomy places the organism in Eukaryota, Metazoa, Chordata, Mammalia, Lagomorpha, Leporidae. Gene Ontology annotation, molecular function: protein binding.